UAAAUGAGUGGUUGAUGGUCUGGUCAGGCCUGAUGGGCCGAAGGGUCCGUUUCUGUGCUGCAUGAGCUGAUGACACCACUUUGUCAAGGGCACUAGGGGAUAGGUAAUAAAUGCUGGCUGCACACAUGGAAUAAAGCAGAGCUGUGCGGUUAGUUAUUAGUGGUUGUUUUCUGGCUGUCAGGUGAGAAACUGGGCUGGGCCUGUGGAAAGAGCAAGGCUGACUCCCUUAUAUAAAGGCUAUAUCAGAGCGACACUGUUGUACUCCUUUAAAGUCCAGCUCACUGCUGACUACUGACACCAUGAGACAGCUACAGCAUGUGGGAAAUAUGCCAAGCCUUCCAGGCAGCUGAAGUAUGGUGCAGAGGGGGAGAGUGUGAUGGUGUGUGGGGCCCACAGCCUGUCGCAGCAGCGGGCAUGGUCACAAACACGCCGUGGGGCAGGGGAGGGGAGGCAUGCAUGGGAGGGGUGAGGGGUCAGGACAUAACCCCAGACAUGAGAGAAAGGAUGAGGAAGUCUGACCCUGCACAGAUUAGCUGGUGGCUUUGAAUGGAAUGGGUAGCCAGGACUAGCAAGUGGUUGUUGUGCUUCUGUACACAAGACAUCUGCUCUCCAGUCACUGCGCAAAGGGAUUUAGUUCCAAGGAAUAGGCUCCUAUCUCGGGCUCUGUCAGGCUGUGGUUUGUUUGAUCGAAGUCGUGAAUGGCAACACAGUGGGGCAGGAGAGGAACACCAGCAGCUGAAGAUCCCACUGCCACGGCAGCAGCUUCCCAAGCCUGCAGGCUAUCAUGCCAUUCGGCCCACUCGGCACAUGCCAGACCACAAUGGAUGUAUCCCAUCAGUCCCAUUACCUCUCCGCUUAUGUCACUGUGGCAACUCAUUUAGUCCCUCACAUCACCGCCCCCCAGAUUCGACCACUCACAAAUUACAAUUUAUAGCUGACAAUUAGCCCACUGGCCCGCACAUUUUUAGGUUGAGGGGGGAACUGAGAUAUUCAAAGGAAAUCCACACGGUCACAUGGAGAACAUGCAAACUCCACAUAGACUGUACUGAGGUCAGGAUUGAACCGGGAUUUCUGUGGUUCUGAGGCUGUGCCACCCCAGUUACCCACAGAGUGCUUCAUUAGCUGGGGGGAACUAUAGCCGCUGCAGAGUCCCCUCUUCCCAGAGGGUCAGCAGGACCAUCAUUGCCUUGGUCUCCUGGCUGCAGCUCAAUCUCCACCAUGUGGUCCUCCCAGUCGGAGGGGGUCCGAUAGAUGAGGAGGGGGCUUCCAAUCCUGAUGCAGCAAGGGCACUCGGGAGUAAUGCUACACGGAACCGGGAUUAGCCCUGUCACACACCCAGCUGGAGUUGAACACCACGGAACCAUCAAUACAAGCCUGGACCCAGUAUUGAACUGUCCAACUAUACCUGACCCUCCUUGUCUGUCGGUAUCAUAACCAGGCGUUUCUGCUGCCAGUCAACCAUCACACAACCACAUUCAUGCUGACAAGGUGCCUACUGGGCUAUGUGCCUGCAUAAGUGUCUGUCUCCAAACCAGUCCUGUGCUGUACUGUACUAUGUUCUAUAUUCUAUGAUAUGGGCAGUUAGUUUGAAUUUUAUGUCCUUGAUGUGGGAGUUCUGGUGAAGCCAGCACAUCCACCAGCUCUCAGUGCCCCUGGGCUAAGUGACAUUGAUAGUCAGAUAAAAGCCCCCUGUGCUCUGCCUGGUGUCACAGACAAGUACGGACCCCCACCAUGCAUCAGUGAACCAAUGUCAAUCCAAUAAAUUCAUUGAAAUAUUGACGUGAAAUUAACUGAAUGUUAAUACCCUUGUUGAAGAGGCGGGAAUCGAACCCAGGCCCUGGGAGCGUUGUAAUUGUGAGCCCCAGGCUGGCUGCUAUUUCUAUGAGCUGCCUGCCCCUUGUUCCUUCAAUUCUCAGCUCUCAGUGGAUAAUGGUUGCCCAUGUUCUCUGAGCAGGGAAGGCAUUUAUAACUCUGAUAAGCCUUCACCGAUGGUUAGACUUCACCAGAGCCCCCGUGAUCACACCUCCUCCCAAACGUGGAGCAAAGAGUUGACUUCCAGAAGUGAGAUGAGGCCACUGGACUGAACACCGAAACUCCACAGCAAGGAUGAAGUUGCCGGCCAUAAAUUGUCCAGACUCCAGGUAUCUCUGUGUGAUUCCUCAAGGCAGUGUCCUGGCCUCAUCCAUCACUUUAGUCAAUGGGUGGACAACUUCUGGCCCAUUCACAAGUCUUCAGAUGAUGGAGCAUCCUCAUCCACUCGUCAACAUCCAGACAAUGAGCCGGCAAUUGAGAGAAUGUCUGUAUCACAGGCACAAGCCCACAACCACCGCCAAUGAAAUCGAAUCAAUCCUUCAAUGACACUGUCAACGUGACACACCUUCUGACAACCCAACGUUUUCACACUUUUACACACACACACACAAGUGUGGAUGUAUGUGUGAGAGAACUAGUGUGUGGGAAUAUGUAUCCAUGAGUGUACCUGUGCAUGUGGGUGUGCGUUUGCGUGUGUGUGUCUGGAAUAUGUUAGAGUAGUCCCCAGCUGGUAGAUGGUUUGGUCUUUGGGCAUCAAGGAUGACCUGCUUCCUGGGGUUCUGAGGUGGCUGACGAGGCAGACAGUGAAACCAGAGGCUAUUCCAGUAUGGGGCAGGCAGAUGAGAAGAAGAAAGAAGCUCAAGAUUGUCCAAGCCUAUCACCUACGUAUAACUCCAGAGGUUGUGAAGGAAGGGGAAGAGUGAAUGUACAUAAUGGUUUAAUAAAAGAAAAGAUGGUCGUAUUGUGAGAGGAAGGGAUGGUUUGAAUUUCAAUCCUUUGUACAAUGCCAAUUAUUCCACGCAUCUCUGGACCGUAACUAAUCUGGGUGCUGGGAGUUGGGCAGGCCCGGUAAUUUGCGUGACAUAUGGUGCAGUGGCAUUCGCGACAGAAAUAGUCAGGGAAUGUACAGGAGCAUUCCGCGGGUCAGCUAGUGCUCAACCAUGAGUCAGGCCCAAUGCACAGCGUCCGGCAGCAGCGAGUGGACGUGUAGAGAUGGAAGCCCACGGCCCGGCCCUGUUGGUCUGCAACGGCCCCAUUCUGCUCCUUCAUCCCAAGCAAGAGCUGAAGAGAUGUAGCAUGGCACAGAACUGUCUGCACUGCAUCAAAUACCUCAUGUUCGUCUUCAACCUGCUCUUCUGGUUGGCGGGAUGUGGUAUCCUGGGCGUGGGCAUCUGGCUGGCCGUAACACAGGGCAACUUUGCCACGCUCUCUGCUGCCUUCCCCUUCCUAUCUGCCGCCAACCUGCUCAUUGGCACUGGAACUGUGGCAAUGAUAGUUGGAUUUCUGGGGUGUGUUGGUGCCAUCAAAGAAAACAGGUGUCUCCUGCUGUCCUUCUUCACUCUGCUGCUGCUGAUCUUCCUGGUGGAGCUGAUUGGAGGAAGCCUCUUCUGCGUCUACAGGCUGCAGUUCGAUGCCUACGCCCGUGAGGAUCUGAAGGAUGGUCUUCAGCUGUUUGGGACGGAUGGAAAUGUCGGUCUCACCAACGCCUGGAGUAUCAUACAGACAGAUUUUAGAUGCUGCGGAGUUUCAAACUACACCGAUUGGUUUGAGGUUUUCAACGCAACGCAAGUCCCAGACUCCUGUUGCCGGGAAUACACUGCGGCCUGCGGCCUGCACUCUCCAGAGACCUGGUGGAAAGAAGCCUGCUACGAAAGAGUCAAGAUGUGGCUUCAGGACAACCUGCUGGCUGUGGGGAUCUUCACACUGAGCACAGCCCUGGUGCAGGUGGUGGGGUUGACAUUGGCCAUGGUGAUGUACUGCCGGGCGGUGAGGAUGAGCGAAUGCUACACCUAGCGUCGCUCCCCGGCACGCUGCUGUACGCCCGCCCACCCGCCGGAUCCCUGGGUCUGCCUCAUCGUCGCCAGCUCUCCCCGGUACCCCACGCCCACCCUGGAUGUCCUCCGGUUCUCUCCCUUCUCUGGGCCCCGACUGUGAUUCCUUGUGCAGCCUUUCAAACUCCUUUGAAGUGGUUUCCGCCGUGAAGCUUUGAGCCGGGCACACAGGCAGGGGCCGUGUCCCCUGGUGCAGCAAAGGCUUGUGAGGAGGGUGACUGGGGGGACAAGGGGCUGGGCGUUUCAUGUGUCUUCCUUGGGCACUGGGAGCCGUGCAUGUGAAGAGGAUGUAGUAUUGACAGUGGCUCCUGGCAAUGACACAGAGGCAAACAGCAGGACACCCACACACACGUCGUCCCAUUACAGGGCAGGCGGCAACGUUGAAGUGUUGGCUGCAGUGUGUGUGUGUGUGACUGACUGGGUCACUGCGACUGGCCUGAGUGCCAGCAGCAUCUGCUUCAAGCGAUGCCCCCUGGAACUAGAAGCUCAGAGCUGCUGUGAGCUGCGACAUGUCGAUCGCCUGCAGUGGGUUAUACAUCUCACUCUAAUUGUAAACGCACUUAAAAUGUGAGCCACGCCCUCACUGCGACCAACCUGCUGCUGCUGCUGCUGGACACUAUCACAAGGCCCAGGGCAAGGCGAGGACAGCAGAGACUGAAUGGUAAACAGUGUCACUCCGGGAACAUUGUGGGUGGCCAACGCCAUCAAAUACUCGGCACCAGACACACAACAUGCGGCUGGCUCCAAACUAACGGCGGGUGAAAGCUCACCACAACCUUGAAGAACAAGCUGCGCUGAGCAGACAGACUCUGGGCUUUCAGGGAACCCAGAACACAGAGUCGAGGCCGUGUGGACAUUGAGAGUGUGUCUGACAUUGUGUGAAUCCCCGGGCAGAGGCAUCAGCUGUGGGAGCUCAGUGGCCACUACCCGACGGCUGGUCAUAGUGGGACAGGGGCUUUGGCCGUGUGUGGGUCAGUAACACCAGAGCAGUGGCACAGGGCCCUCAGCUCACCAGUCUGUCAUUGUAUGGUGGGCUGCAGAACUACUUGCUGCAGUUGCUGCCCUACACCAGGAUGUCUCCGUGUUUAUACCACUUGUUACAUUCUGUACAACAACACAUUACAGAGCAGUACUUCAGGUUAAGGCGGUGACUUUAUCACAGAAUACAGUCCCGGGACAUUGUACUAACUAACUGAACACAGCACAGUAGAACGAGAAAGCUCACAAUCUUUCUGGUUAUGUUUUUUUUCCAUCUGUUACAGCAUGUUAGGCGAACGAAGUACCAGCGUGUUACAAUACAGAGGGACACUGAUGUACCA
Messenger RNA from Leucoraja erinaceus (little skate), 5182 nucleotides. RefSeq names its product tetraspanin 4a (gene tspan4a). Lineage: Eukaryota; Metazoa; Chordata; Chondrichthyes; Rajiformes; Rajidae. Bases 3025 to 3825 code for a protein of 266 amino acids. The transcript is spliced from 8 exons. Gene Ontology annotation, cellular component: membrane. The record is from RefSeq and is a predicted model, not a curated record.